Onychostoma macrolepis is the source of this 1527-nucleotide messenger RNA. RefSeq lists its product as uncharacterized. The record is from RefSeq and is a predicted model, not a curated record. The transcript has 6 exons. Lineage: Eukaryota; Metazoa; Chordata; Actinopteri; Cypriniformes; Cyprinidae. Bases 1 to 1527 code for a protein of 508 amino acids.
AUGGCACAAAAGACCGCUGCCUACUACUUCCUCUGGAGCGAGGGUGGAUACGGAGCCAGCCGUGAGACCGAAACAGAGGCAGUUCUGGUACCCGAAAGAAGAUGGGCCCUUCAAAUGCGGUGCCAGAUCCACAGCCGUGUUCCUGACGGGGGUGGUCUGAGGUGGAAGUGGUCGCCCGGAGAGAUGGACAACGAGCUACUUCACAAGAGAGUUCGUCUUGCUGUGUUUCACCUGCCUGUCCCCUCGCAUGUUGCAGGCGACAGGGGGAAAUGUCCCGGGGACUGGUUUAUCUCGGUGAACCUAAAAGACGCCUAUUUUCACAUCCAGAUAGCCCCUCGUCACAGGCAGAGUGGAGUUUGCAUCCUUAAUUAUCUGGACGACUGGCUUGUUAUAGCCCAGUCACGGGAUACACUGAAAAACCACAGAUGUCAGCUUAUAGAACAUCUGAAGCAUCUAGGACUGACGAUCAAUGUGCAGAAGUGCAAGCUCCACCCCACGCAGGCCAUCACAUACUUGGGAAUGGAUUUGGACUCACGAUCGAUGAUAGCGCGUCUCUCUCAAGAGCGAAUACAGUCUUUAGUCAGCGCUCUAACCACUACUAAUGGUAGUGAUGCUGAAAUGCUUUUAGAGACCGUUGGGGUGUAUGGCAGCAGCAGCUGUGGUGUGUCAGAUCGGGCUUCUGCAUAUGAGACCACUUCAGCUAUGACUGAAAUCCCGGGUGCCAAGCAAAGCUUGGAAGAAUGGUCAGUUGCGUGUCUUGGUGUAUUUGGUGUUGGGGCAAAUGACACACAGUCAUUAGCAGCCAUAGAGGGAGAUUCUGUGACUCUACACACAGAUGUUACUAAAAUAAAUGAAGAUGAUGACAUACUGUGGAAAUCUGGAUCUGAUAACUUUCUCAUAGCAUCAAUCAGCAUAGAGAAAAAAUCCUUCUCCAAAUUUGAUGGUACUAAUGCGAGAUUCAGAGACAGACUGAAGCUGGACAAUCAAACUGGAUCUCUAACCAUCACAAACACCACAACUCAACAUGCUGGACUCUAUAAACUACAGAUAAGUGGUGCUAAAAGAUUAUCAAAAACAUUCAGUGUUUCUGUCUAUGCUCGUCUGCUUGUUCCUGUCAUCAGCAGUAACUCUUCACAAUGUUCUUCAUCAUCAUCAUCAUAUUGUUCAUUGUUGUGUUCAGUGGUGAAUGUGAGUCGUGUGACUCUCUCCUGGUACAAAGGAAACAGUUUAUUGUCCAGCAUCAGUGCGUCUGAUCUCAGCAUCAGUCUCUCUCUACCUCUGGAGGUGGAAUAUCAGGAUAAAAACACCUACAGCUGUGUGCUCAACAAUCCCAUCAGCAACCAGACGAGACAUCUGGACAUCAGUCAACUCUGUCACACAUGUUCAGACGACCACAUCCACUGUUGUGGUUUUACUGAAGCUGUGGUCCGAUUGGUCGUCUCUGCUCUGGUAGGUGUGGCCGCUGUUGCUUUCCUGGUUUAUGACAUCAGAUCUACAGGAGGAGGAGACAAGAAACAGAUAUUGUAA